AUGACUACCCAUCACGACAGCACUCCCAUGGAGAUCGACGUCAACAGCACCGGUCUUGCAUCCCCUGCUGGCACUGACCUUAGCCCCAAUUCGCCAGGCAAGAGCGACUCUGGCAAGAGCGACAGCAGCACGUCUUCAUACACGGAUGACUUCGAAACCCUACCUUCAAGUGGCCCACCCAGUCAUGCUCACAUUCUCGAUCUUGCCGAGUAUGCUGCGUCAAUGACAAAAGACGGCGCACUGAAGCUCCAAGAUGCCGUUGUCACCGCUCUAUACAACAUUUCGCCGGCGACGCUCAAGUCGUUCGUUAACCCCACGGUCAACACCUUCAAGGCUGUAUUCGGUAAGAAGGACGUUCAGCUUGUCGUAUGGCGCAAGGGUCUUGAAGUCUUCAUCGGCACAUUCGAGCAUCAUACCUCCAUGAAGGCCUACCGUUUCCAGCACGUCGCCGGAUUCCUCAUCGGUUACGAUGGAUCUUGGCACCUGAAGGUUACUGCCAGCAACGCGUACUCCGCUCCAAAGUGGCCCGAUGUAUGGGCGGGCAAAUUCGAGUGCCAUGGUGGAGUUGCUAAGAUGACCAUCGAGACCGAAGAGAUAGAGAUGGCAAAGCGCGCCUCGGCAUUGGCGACUGCAAUGAUUGGUGGCAGAUAUUGGGAGUUGAAGACGGAUGUCAAGAUGACUUGA
Messenger RNA from Alternaria incomplexa, 684 nucleotides. RefSeq lists its product as uncharacterized. Lineage: Eukaryota; Fungi; Ascomycota; Dothideomycetes; Pleosporales; Pleosporaceae. The transcript has 2 exons. The coding region runs from base 1 to 684 and encodes 227 amino acids. The record is from RefSeq and is a predicted model, not a curated record.